GGUGGCGAUUAAUAAAUAAAAAGAAAAUUGUUCGCGUUGAACUUUGAAGCCGUGAAAUAAAUUAAAAUGACAGUCCAACAACUCAACUCGACUAUUUCUGACGACUCGGAUGAUAUGGUUAGUUUACCAUCGGAGGAGGAAAUUUACAGGAGAAAGUACCAGUUGUUGUUAGAAAGAUGUGAGGUGCUACAGCAGGAUAAUGAACGAAUUGUGAAUAGAAUACAUGAAGUUAAAAAAAUUACUAGGCGUUAUAAAAAAGAUAUCAAGAUAUUAAUUGAGCGACUGGACAAACAUGGUGAUGCCUUCAGAUCAACCGCAGUUGAAGUUGAAGUUAAGCAAGAGGUCAUUGCGAAACCUCCUCGUGUGGGGGCCAAGACACAAGCAGGUGGCAAACAAACAGACAAACAAAAUACUGGUGGUGCUAAAAAACCUGCCGCUAAGAGAAAAAGUAAAGCUGACAAACCGGAACGAGAUCCAAAUGCCCCGAAGAAGCCCUGCAAUGCAUUUUUCCAAUUCUGUCAAGAGCAAAGGCCAGUGGUCGUAGUAGAAACUGCCUCAGAGAUGGGUUCAGAGCCUACAAAACAGGAGGUUACAAGACAGUUGGCAUCACGAUGGAGAGCACUUACUAAUGAAGAGAAAAGGGUAUACGUUGCAAUGUUUGAAAGGUCAAAGGAAAAAUACGCGGAAGAAUUGUCGGCAUACAAUAUCAAGAAAGAGCAAUGACAGUCACACUCAGACUGUAGCAGUUAAUUCUUUUGUGAUCACCAGCUUUAAUAUUAAGUUACGAUAUAAUAGUAAUAUUAAACUAGAAUUUA
Messenger RNA from Pararge aegeria (speckled wood butterfly), 815 nucleotides. Its product is annotated as high mobility group B protein 2. NCBI's taxonomy places the organism in Eukaryota, Metazoa, Arthropoda, Insecta, Lepidoptera, Nymphalidae. The transcript has 4 exons. The coding region runs from base 67 to 723 and encodes 218 amino acids. Gene Ontology annotation, molecular function: transcription cis-regulatory region binding. The record is from RefSeq and is a predicted model, not a curated record.